Petromyzon marinus (sea lamprey) is the source of this 4528-nucleotide messenger RNA. The record is from RefSeq and is a predicted model, not a curated record. Lineage: Eukaryota; Metazoa; Chordata; Hyperoartia; Petromyzontiformes; Petromyzontidae.
CCUCGCGGAUCACGUGGUACGCGACCGUGCACUAUUUUCUCUUUUUUUUGUGUGUGUCGCCGGCCAUAAAGUAUCCAUGCGCCGACGUUUCGACUUAAGUGCGGACGGUGACGGCGUUGCGGCGUUGUCCGGCUCGAUUUCCGCUUUCGGCUUCCCAUAGGCAAGGGGGGAGAGGCCCAGUGGCAGGGAGAGGCUUUACGUUAAAGAGAUACAAUAAAUAGAUCACAGUGUGACAGAUGCGCAUAUGUCGUAGAGGCGGUUACGUACGUGCGUUGAACUUCGUUCGCACACCCCACGUCGCACAGCCGAUGCUAAUAGGAGGUUAUCGAUGGCGCGAUAGGUGGCACCGGCGUAUUGCGGUGAUGUGGUGAGAGACGCGUGUGCAAGAGAUUCAAUAACAAUGCGUGGAUAGAGUUGGACACAGGGCAGCCUCGUGUCGUUCCGGCGUGUGGGAUGUCUAUUGUGACAUGUAGAGUCAUGGGGACACUGGGUUAAGAGAUUUGUUGCAGCUGCUAUUGGGGACACUGGUGCAGACAGAGGAUAGGGCUUGUGUAAAGUUAUGUAUGGAUAGGGUUAUGCACAUAAGGGAAACGGGGUGCUGUGAUAUAGGGAUUGCUGUAGAGAUGCGGGCUUAAAAUAUUGUUAUAGAAUUAUGUAGAUGCGUUAGACAUAGGGCUGGGGGUAUAUCUGUUACCGUAGGAAAGUUUGUAAGGAAAUACAUCACUGUCAGGCACCAAUGUGUACAGUAAGAGAUACUGCUAAAGAUGUAUUGCACCUAUAAGAGACACUAGUGCUCGUGAAUAGAUACGGAGAGCUUGCAUAGAGAUACCAUUUGGCGAUAGAUAGUUGAGAGGGUCGAUAGUUUUGGUGGAGACCGGUACAGAUAUAUUUGGUGUAGUUAUUGAAUUAUUACAGACGAAUAUAGUUGUGGUUAUGGUUAUCGGGAGAGGGGCUGACGCAUAUUUCGAGAUGCUGUACUCGUGAAGAAAAACUGGGGACACACCAAUGUAUACAAUUCCUUUUAUUACUGCACCGUUACAAUCUGUGGUGGAGUCGCAGAGAUAUUUUAUGGGCUGCAGUUAGCGAGACACUCCGAGCUACUUGCCAAUUAUAGGUUAGAUGGUGUAAUGUUAAGCAGACGUCCUGUCUUCGAUUCGGCCUGUACACACACAUAACGGCUCUUCCUCGAUAGCACAUCUUUCUCCUAAAGUCCUUUGUAUAAAAAAAAUAUAAACACAUUCAGGACGAGCCCUAUCUCGCUUUCCCGAAGGCGCAUACAGAGGGGGGUGGGGGGUGGUGAGAAGCUGUGCAGUAAUUAUCGAGUUGGGUGCAGUAAUAAUAGUGGCGAUUCGUGUAGCCGGGCAUUAGUUUUCAAGACCACCUUGUUCAGUGUGUCGAGUCGAGACCCGAGGGACGACCGCCUGGAUUCCCUGCCGCCUUGUUGGAUCGAGGGUGAACCCAGGGAUGAUGGAGCGUUCGUGCGUCGGGGACCAUGGCGGAGAGACGACGAACGGCAGUGAGCCGUCACAGGGGAUGGCAGAGAGAGGCGUCGCCGGCACAGAGUACCUGGACAUGAGGAGCGGAGGGGGGAGAAAGGGGAAGAGGAACACCGAGGGUCAUGGCGCCAGCUGGGACGACCGGUGGCUAAGGCAGUGCAAGCAGGAGGAAGACUUUGCUGUAGCGUCUGGCACUAUGUCCGAGCCUGGGCACACGGAGGAGGAGGAGUGUGGGGCUGCGUGCGGGUACAGCGAGUCCUACAUGGGGGAAUCGUGGCUCAAGCGGGAGACCUUGGAUCCAGGACAGGAAGGCGAAUAUGGAAUUGCGGGAGAGACGGCAGGAGAGACGGCAGGCAACAUGACGAGCGAAACGCCAUCGCAGUCGUGGGGAGAAGUGGAGGUAACACUGGAAGACUCGAGUGGUGAUGAGAUGAAUUCUGGAAAGCGCAAGCAAGCGUACCUGACACCCGGCGCAUCACCGCUGCUCCGGAAGAGGAUCGUGCUGUCCCUGGAAACGAAAUUGCGCAUCCUACGGCGUCUGGAGAAGGGCGAGACAGCCAAGCAGCUCGCGUUGGAAUUCAACUUGGGCCACCGCACCAUUUACGACAUCAAGAAGGCCAAGGAGAAGCUGUGGCGGCUCAACAAGGUACUGGACGUCGACACGGGGCUCUCGUACAUGAAAGUGAUCCGUGAGUCGCGCUUCCCGCAGCUAGAGGAGGCCGUGUACAAGUGGUUCCGGCAGCACCGUGCCAUGGGCCUCCCCAUCACCAGCUCCAUGCUCAUUGAGCAGGCGCGGCACUUCCACGAACACCUGGGCCUCACCGAGCCAUUCGCCGCAAGCGCCGGCUGGCUCCGUAACUUCAAGCGGCGCUACUGCAUCGGCGAGCUGGGCGUGUCGGGCAUGGACCUGGGGCGGGAGAGCUUCGUGAGCACCCUGGCGCAUGCCAAGGAGGACUUGGCCAACCCGCUGGUACGCGUCCGCAUGGGCGGCGCCUUCCCUGCGCCAUACCCCCAGGUGGUGGUGGAGAAGGUGUCGGAUGAUGCGGCGGAGGCCCUGGCGGCGCGGGAGAGCUUCAUGAAAUUCCUGGAGGAGCAGGGGUUAAGCCCACAGCAGGUGUAUGCCGCCACGGAGACGGGGCUCUACUGGAAGAGUCUCCCCGCGCGCACCGCCGCCGGGAACUGCCGGGUCGGCAGGGAUCGCAUCGCGCUGCUCCUUUGCGCCAGCGCAGCAGGCACGCACCGGCUGCCCCUCGCCGUCGUGGGCAGGGCUGCCCACCCGAGGGUGUUCAGGAACCUGGACGUAAGCCUGCUGCCCGUGCACUACUACAACCACAGGCGUGCGUGGGUCACCACCGACAUCUUCCGCCGCUGGUUCCGCGAGAGGUUCGUGCCGGAGGUGACGCAGAACCUGGAAGUGCUGGGGCUGCCGCCCAAGGCCGUGCUGCUGCUUGACAACUCACCCGCGCACCCCGACGACGGCUCGCUGUGCUGCGGGGACAUCACCGUCUUCUAUCUCCCCCCGAACUUGGCGCCAGCGCUCAAGCCCCUGGAGCAGGGCGCCGUAGGCCACCUGAAGGUGCUGUACCGCCGUGAAGUGGCGCGCGGGAUGGCCUUGGGUGUGGAUGCCGACCUGCAGUCCUACUGGAAGGACUUCACCGUGAAGCACGCCCUGUACACUGUCGCCGCCGCCUGGGACGCUGUGCACGAGAGGACGCUGCAGCGCUGCUGGAGGAAGCUGUGGCCGCGUGCGUGGGGGGUGGCUGAGCCCGGUAUCCCCGACCUCGCUGUCGGGGGAGAGGCGGCGGGGGAAGCGCACGGGGAGGGAACACGCGGGGUGCAGGAAGACGAGGAGGGACUGAGUGUGCGCAGUUUUGUGCAGGUGUUACGCGCCGUGCCAGGCUGCGACCGCGUCAGGGAGAGCGACGUCGCCGAGUGGUUGGAGGUGGACGCCGCCGACCCGGGGCGCGCGCCGCUCGGUAGCGGCGCAGGCGGACGCGGCGCCGAUGGCGGCGGCGACGCCAGCGACGGCGACAACAGCGAGCAGGAGGAGGAGACGGUGCCCGUGAGCCGGAUCACUCACAAGGAGGCGGUGCGCGUGCUGAGCCGCGCCAUCGAGUACGCGCAGGAGCAGGCCGACACGGACCACAGCGAGGUCUACCUGCUCAUGGCGCUCAGGGACCAGGCGCUGAAGAAGCACAAGCAGCACGCAUGCCAGAGGGUGCUGGGCUAUGCCGUCCCUCCUCCGGCCGCACCCUCCACGUUACGGCAGUGACCGCUUGACCUGAUCAAUGCCGCCACCUUCCCAAGGUGUUAUUCCGCUCCGUUACGUUCCGUUUGGUUGUGUCACUUGUGUCUUUACGCUGCUGACGGUCCCAAGCGCAGGUGUUAGAUUAUUUGGCUGCGCUGCAUCGUGAGAAGUACCCACAAUGCCACGGGAACAUUAGCGGAGCACAUGUUACUCAAAGUAGCCUGGUUUGCGUGCGGGUUUACGUGUCUAAAAUUUUUAUGAGUGUUUUUGGAGGAGCUGUCUUUUUUAUGAGUGGUGCGACAUAUCCAGCGGGACCGUGCGAUGACAUGCACAAUUUCUGGAUAUGAUUUGAGUUAUUUUAUUGAUUUUAUUUGGCUUGACACUGUAAAAACAUGGUGUGAUUUGUGGGGAGUGGUGUCAUUGUACUUACACUACAAUCAAGCUGUCAAGGUUAAACUUCUUAGCACUCUCAGCAAUUUUACCUAAUGGGUCUCUCCUCUUGGUUGACAGCAUGAUUGUCUGGUGCCAUCAGUCCAAAGGAAAUAAUAUUUGGUCAUACCACCCCAUCGUGCAAUGUGCUGGCCCAAAUAGGUGUUUGCUAACAUCAGUUAGUCCCAACAAUUAUAAGCAGGCCAAAAGGGCGUAUUGCUAUCAACGUAUGAGACUCGCGUUGUAAAAGAGACAUUAAAAAUCGCUUAUACUAGUAGGAACCCCCUGGUUACACCAGCCCACAGGGGAUUCUUGUGUCCGUCCGUCGUGCAUCCAAAAAUCGAAGGGGUGGGGC